AUGCUUAGAGAUGGCCCUACUGGAGAUUGGAUAGGUACUUUCAUGGGUCAUAAAGGUGCUGUAUGGAGUGCUAAAUUGAGCAAGGAUGCCUCUAAAGCUGUCACAGCUUCUGCCGAUUUUACUGCAAAAGUAUGGGACACCUAUACUGGUGACGUGCUUUAUUCUUACUCCCAUGGGCACAUUGUACGUUCAGCUGACAUUUCGGAUGAUGGAACGCGCAUUAUCUCUGGUGGUCAAGAAAAGAAAUUAAGAAUAUUUGAUUUAAAUAAACCAGAAAAUGCUGCCAUGGAAACAGAGGGACACGAUUCAACUAUUAAAAGCGUUAUUUGGGACGGUGAAAGAAAUGUUGUACUGAGUGCUGGUGAUGACAAAGAGAUUCGCUUUAAUCAAAUUAACACUUUUAAAGCUGAACAUCCUAUUACGAGUAUGGAACUUUCAGCUGACGGAAAAUAUAUUACAAGUACAGCUGGCAAG
Molecule: messenger RNA, 474 nt
Organism: Racocetra fulgida
Lineage: Eukaryota; Fungi; Glomeromycota; Glomeromycetes; Diversisporales; Gigasporaceae
Source: the annotation of a GenBank genome assembly